Molecule: messenger RNA, 4919 nt
Organism: Acanthaster planci (crown-of-thorns starfish)
Lineage: Eukaryota; Metazoa; Echinodermata; Asteroidea; Valvatida; Acanthasteridae
Cellular component (GO): plasma membrane
Molecular function (GO): protein binding
Source: RefSeq, a predicted model, not a curated record
AUCUGUAUCAAAAGGGUUUAGUUCCUGUUUGAAUUCAACGCAAUACGAGCUUCCUGUUCAGCUGUAACAACGUUUCCGAAUCAGCACAGACUGGCUGCGGCAGGAAGUAACGCUGCAUUCAUAAAUGGGCAGUGUCUCCCGCCGCUAGCCAUUGGUUUCAUACAGGCGCAUGAGUUAUUUCGAGCCGCAGCCGAAACUUUCCGGACAAAGCCGUAACUAGGAUCGGAUUUAAAUCUCCGUUUUAUGCAAUUGCAGUUAAAUGUCCAGUUCUGUCUUCAACACAAAGCCUGCACUGAAUUGCAAGAGGCCACUUUUCACAUUUCUUUUCUUUUCUUUUAAGUUCAACACUCCGAUUGUUUGCUACACUUGCUGGUGGAAAGUAGACCUAUAAUCAAAUUAAUGUAAGAACAAAAACAGAACAGCAAGCGGUCCAACAAGCUCCUUACUCUUUCCGCCUCUGAGCAACACAGUACACUUCUGAAUGUUAGCGUACAUGGCCCAGUGCUAAUUGAGUAAACAGAUGUUUAAAAUGCAACGAUCACAUACGCCAGAAGGAUAUCUAGAUGUCUCCAUCACUUCCGAAACUAGCCUAGAUAUAAACGUCUGUGGUUGUAUUAGUCGGUCAAACUGACAUGUCAAUGUUAAGAAGGAACUAUGUCCAAGCCAACUAUCAUGUUUAUGGAAGUGUUUCACGCAGCAUUAUUCUGUGCGUUUCUUUUGGGUCGGGUAGCUGGUCAGAUAGAAGCUUGCCAGGUAUGUACGUGUACACCAGCGAAGGUAGUGGACUGUACGGGCAAAGGUUUGACGUCACUGCCUCCAGGAAUCCCAUAUGAUACUAUUGCGCUGACAUUUUCACAGAAUAACCUUACAAGAAUUAAAAAGCAUACCUUCAUGAACCUCACCAGACUCCGAACGUUGCGUUUACAAUUUAAUCAAAUUUCGACCAUAGAGCCAGGAGGUUUCAUUGGACUUUCCGGCAUGCUGGAUUUACACCUCGGGUCAAAUCGACUAGAAAAGCUCGAUGCAGACACGAUGCUUGGCAUCAAUGGUGGAUUUUUGUUUCACUUGGACGUGGCGUGCAAUAAGUUGAAGAGCUUAAGCCCUCUGACAUUCAGUGGAGUAGCAACGCCUUACCGAAUUGUAUUUCGUGACAAUGAAAUCGUGGAGAUUCCACCACGAUUAAUGUACCAGAAAAACAAAGAACUUGUCAUGUUCAGCUUGGUCUUCACAAAUAACCGAAUAGAACGCGUGGCGCCUGAUGCAUUUGAAGGACUGAAAUAUAUACAUACUCUGUAUUUCGCCUCAAACAGAAUAGCCUCUCUUCCAGAAAAUCUUUUUAUCAACACAACGAUUCGUGGCCUUCUGGACUUGUCUUCAAACAUGCUCACUGGUCUUCCAGAGGGUUUAUUCAAGUCGUUGGGAAGACUCCGUUAUUUGUACUUGCACAACAACAUGCUAUCUUCGCUCUCAAAGAAUAUGUUUGGAAGACUACACUCCUUGAGACAACUAUUGAUCUCAGACAACCCCAUCAUGCAAAUGGAUGACCGGCUUUUCUCUGAAACUCAACUUGUCAAUCUGUACAUUUACAACACCCAGCUGAAAACAAUCGGUGACAGGCCAUUUGUCACAAGAAACAAUACCAUGACGCUUGUGUCACUCUAUGCCAAUGAUAUUGAAGUCAUCUCAGAUUCUGUCUGGCAAGAUGUGGCACCGAAUUGCAAAAUAUUUGUCGACAAUACCAUACGAAGAGCACCUCACGCAAGAUCAGAUGUCGAAAUUGUUUUAGCGGGAAGUGGAUUUGUCCAAUCCAUCAACGUUUCAAGUCAAACAGGCGAAGCCCUGAGUACUUCUGGAUUCAGCUGUGUGGGAUUACCCAACUCCCAGUGGGAAUGCACACCUUGUCGCCAAGGUAACUACGGUGGCCCCUGGAUGUCUUGCAGGGCCUGUCCACCUGGAGGAUUUUUUCAAAACCGAACCGGUCAAGUUGCAAGGAAAGGGGCUGCCAUGAAUUGUCUUUCUUGCAACAAUGGCACUUACGUCACACCGGAGAAUCACCCGGGAAGAAAUAUCGGCGACUGUGUGGUUUGUCCAUCGGGUACGGAAAAAUGUCGCCACGCUGGAUUCCGCGCGUGUCCUUGUUUGUCUAAUUACUAUCGCCGAGACCGGUUUCGUGAAUGCUUUCCUUGUCCCUUGGAAGGUAUCAACUGCUCGGGGGAAUACCAACAUCUCCUGCCUGGAUUCUGGUGGACUUGGGAUUGGGGUUCAAUUGACAAUUACCAAUCUUAUAAAAGGUAUGUCAAAAAUAUUCUCACGGAGAACAACAGCUAUGAUAGAAGCACCCUCAAGUUCCAAGGAACACUCCCGAAAGUCCAUUCAUGUCCGAGGAAAGAAUCCUGUCAAAAUAUUGGAGACGGAAUAAAUGCAAUAUGUCAGUCUGGCUACGGGAAUUUCCUCUGUUCCCAGUGCAUGGCUGGCUUCUACUCUUGGUUCGAUCGGUGUUUUGAAUGCCCGAGGUGGUGGGUGUUCUUUCUUGAAAUCCUUGCUACAGUUAUUGUCAUUAUUGUAGUGGUCCUCAUCGUUGCCUGGGACCUUCAGAGACAUCGUCGAAGAGGUCGGUCCGUGGUCAGUGUGCUUUUCUCAAAAUUUAAGAUUUUGCUCGGUUUCUAUCAGAUCAUGGGUGAGAUAUUCGACGCACUUCAUGAUCUUCCCUGGCCGAGGCCUUUAACUAAAAUCGGUUCUUUUAUCAGAGUUUUGGAGAUGAACGUCAUGCAGUUGAUUGUGAGUCCUCGUUGUUACUUCCCAAACUUCACCUAUCCAACAAUAUACAUUGAAUUUAUUGGUGGUCUGACCUUUUGCAUUCUUGUAAUUAUGUUGGCGUUGAUCGUUUACAGACUCAAACAGUGCUAUCUACGUCUUAAGGAGACACCAAGUGACGUUUACAGUGACCGGCUGGCGGAAACAAAAUCAAAAUGCUACUUAGUUGUUACUGUUUUGCUAUUUAUCACAUACCCUGGCCUAUCAAGUGCCAUCCUGACUUUGCUACCGACUGGCUGUGAUGACUUCUACCUAGAUGAGAACAAUAAGAUCAGAGUCCAUCGUCUUCGAUCAGACUAUUCCAUCGACUGUGACACAAUUCAACAUGUCACGUAUAAUCACGCCGCCGAGGUUUCCCUGUGCUAUGUUAUUGGCUUUCCAUCAGUGCUGCUCGUCAUGCUGUGGAUGAACAAUCGGCGGAGACGGAAGAAAGCCAACGAUUCCUCGAGCUCGUUAGUUAUUUCGAAUAGCUCAGACCAAACACCAGUGGGCGCUGCAGACCAGCAGACUGACCACGACAAUCAGCGUCAUCAUGUGGAUGAUGUCCGCCAUGGUACAUGCCGUAAUAAUGAUUGUGCCGUUGUGGCUUCUCAGAAUGACUCACAUGAAACGACAGAUGCUGCUCAUAGCAAUCAGCCUUUGUCUCUUCCAUCGAUUAGCUCGUCAGUAAGAAGCAUUACAUGGGAAACCUUCCUGUGUGAAAAUUACAAGGAGCAGUUCUGGUAUUGGGAGAUCGUAGAGCUCACAAGAAAAAUCCUCCAAGUCCUCUUCGUUCUGUUGUUCGGUGCUGAGGAUCACUUCACCCUCUUCGCGACCAUCGUCCUAUCCGUUAGUUUUCUCGUCGUCCAUGCCUACGUUAAGCCAAUGAAGGAUGUUGCAGAACAUCGUCUUCAGAUGUGCUCCCUGGCUAGCAUUUUUCUGAAUUUGUUGGCGGCCUCUUUGCUCCUGUUACCAAGUGAGGGCGGCAGUCCCAGCGAAGGAAGGAAGGAGGUUUUGGCAGUAUUUCUGGUUCUACUCAAUCUCACCAUAGUUGCCUUUGUGGCGGGCAGCGCGAUAUGGUCAUUUGCCACGCUGGUUUUUAAGACUGCAUGCUGCCAACGUGCUGUCAGGUUCAUUGGUCAUGUCUGCCGUCAGCUUCGGCUGCCAAGACGGUACUGGGUACUGAGGCGACACCCUAGUCACCAUAACAUAGGAGAAAGGCAUGCUUUGUUAAGCGGAAGGCCUGGGAGUAACCACGAAAGUGUGCGCAAUCGAAUUGUGUGAUGGGCUUGGCUAUUCGGUGCAGUGUUCCCUGGCAUGUUUUGCUCUCAGGUGCAUCACUGUGUAGUUAUAUUUUUUAAAAUUACUUAUUUUCUUUUGUUCAGUUUUUAGUAAUUUUUUGUAACAAAAGGGUUAGUCUCUCCAUAAAUUUAGCUGUAUGUUGGGGUACGCCCUCAGCGCCUCCCAUCACGAACGACCUAUUAGAGGCUCUUUGGAGGCUAUCUCGUCAAAAGUGCAGGCUACCGUCAUCACAGAUAUGAUUGUGUAGACUAGAUAAAAUCUUGCACUUUCAAGAUUAUAUGUAUGGAUGUAUGUUAUUAAUAUUGCUAUGUCGGCUAGUUCAGCAUAGAUCACAAUGCAGUGCUGAUGUUGUCAGGCAAGGGUUGUACAUGUACAGUCUACGUCUGGUUGGAUGUUUGACAAGAUGCAUUUUAAAGUGUAGCUGCAAUGAAUUUUUCUUUGGCACGAUUCUUUUGCAUCUUUUUACGUUUCUUCAAUGCAAGAAAACUCUUCCACACCACACUCCUAUUUGGUUAAAUGCACUGAAAAGUGCACACUUUUAAACAAAUAAAAUUAUCCAUGUUUUUUUGCUGUUAAGUCAUUUAGGAAGACGUGGCUCAAAGGUAUUUCUGUUCAAAUUGUGAACCCAGAAUUUACCAACUAAUAACAGUUCUGAGAGAGGGACUGAUGGUUUCUUAUUGCUAUGCACAUAAACAACAAUGAAUCAGUAAGGGAGAGAAAACUUUGUCCAGGAAGAUCUACAAAAACGCAGGACUUUUUGUGUACAAACCAAUGUAACAUUGAGGCUUAUUCCUGAGAUGACAUCACAGUUUUGCUCAUGAAUA